Eubalaena glacialis (North Atlantic right whale) is the source of this 882-nucleotide messenger RNA. RefSeq names its product transmembrane protein 234 (gene TMEM234). NCBI's taxonomy places the organism in Eukaryota, Metazoa, Chordata, Mammalia, Artiodactyla, Balaenidae. The record is from RefSeq and is a predicted model, not a curated record. The transcript has 5 exons. The coding region runs from base 67 to 489 and encodes 140 amino acids.
GGCACCACUUCCGGAUUACGGGUAUCCGCCCCUUCGUUCCCGGAAGUGGAGAGGGGAGGCGUUGCCAUGGCGGCGACCCUGGGGCAGGUGCUGGCUCUCGUGCUGGUGGCCGCUCUGUGGGGUGGCACACAGCCGCUGCUGAAGCGGGCCUCCUCGCACCUGCAGCAGGUUCAUGAGCGGACCUGGGCCCGGCAGUUGCUGCAGGAGACAAAGACCCUCUUCUUGAAUACUGAGUACCUGAUGCCCUUUUCCCUCAACCAGUGUGGCUCCCUUCUCUACUACCUCACCUUGGCAUCAACAGAUCUGACCCUAGCUGUGCCCAUCAGUAACUCUCUGGCCAUCAUCUUUACACUGAUUGUUGGGAAGGUCCUUGGAGAAGAUAUUGGUGGAAAACGAGCAUUCGCAGGCAUGGUGCUCACCGUGGCAGGAAUUACACUCUGCAUCACAAGCUCAGUGACCAAGACCCAGGGGCAACCAUCUACGCCUUGAGUGGAACAAGGCCACCCUCUGGCUCUGCUGUCUCCAGGAAGCCCCUGGGCCAUGAGGUAGAGGCAGUGAGCGUGCGGACUUAGCCCUCCCACCCCCCUCCACCCCCGAGCCUCAGCUUCCUCAUCUCUCGGGAUAAUAGCUACCUCAUGGAUCGUAGUAAGAGAACAAAAGUGAAAGGGUUUUGUAACUUCCAUGUGCUGUUCACCUGCUCGGAUUUAGCACAAGAGACUUCACACUCACCCUCACCCUCAGCAACCUUUCUGCCCCAGCAGCACUCUUUCUGCUGUCAUGUCAGGCCCCAGGCCCCCAGGCCUGCCACUGUUCCUGUGCCUGACCCAGACUAUCCCAGCAGCUGGUUGGUGGACCGCAGAACUCCAGCUGCAAGAAGAGAGC